AUGUCACCAAACUUUAAUUCGAUAUUUUACGACUCGGCCGUUUCAAGCCCUACAGAGCCUCAAUUGACAUCGCCAGAUGGUUCUAUUGACCCAAAGGGUGGUCUUUCCUAUAUCUCAGUAUACUCUACAGUCAUGGUCUUCAACCCAGAUUUCAACUUUGGGAACAUCAUCAAACGAAGUAGCACUGGCCCAAUCAACGGAAAUUUCACUAGCUGGUUCGAAAGCGACGGCGAAUCAUCACCAGUCAGAAAUACGCCAUUGGCAAAGAUCGAGGAAAUCCCAUUGUCCCCAAAGUCCAAGCCUAGAUCAAUAUUAACUUGCGAUCUGGAGGGCAAAUCCGCAAAUCCGAAUAAAGUAUAUUCUGAAUCCAACGAGUCUCGGAUCGGGACAGCUCUUCUGCGACCAAAGUCAAACCGUAAAGUUAAUCCGAAAAAGCAGUCGCCGCACAAAGUUGAAGUAACGGUGCCAGCCAACGGCAAAAGCGGCCAGCGUCUAGACCGACGUUGCAUGCUUGACCGAAGCGAUGCGCAAUACAACUCUAUUCUCCUAUCUGAGAGCCAAGAUGAGGACCAGGCUGAAAGUUACCGCAGCCGGGAAGGAAGCGAUUGGGGCUUGGAUGAUCGGGAUACUGAUUAUCAGAAGUUAAUAUUGAAUUCUACUGCUUCUUUGCCUUAUUCAUCCAGCAAUAGUUCAUCCAGCACCAUAAAACCAAUCGAGACCCCAGCUUCUGUUGUUACUCCUGUACUGCCUGUUGUGGAGGAACCCUCGAAUAGAAAUUUACGGAUAUUCCGACCGAAGUUGCAACUUCGAACCGCAAUUAGCAAUCCAACAUUUAGGACUACUCCAGUUUUGAUAGCUCCUGCCAGCAGUGAGCGACGAAACUCCAAGGAGAAGGGUCUGACACAGAGAAAAGGACCUCGUGCCACAUCCUCACACUCUACAGUUUCAAGGGCCGCAUCGCCAGAACGGAAUACCACAGAAACGCCGCAACAAUCUCGUACAAAACUUCCAUUGCACUCGCUGCUGCUUAGCCCGCUGGGCGCUGUCACAAGAAGCAGGAGUAAAAGCACAAGCCGAGGCCGCAUUCCUAGUAUCGCCCUCUCAAUCUCCAACAGCAUUAAUAUUGGCAACAACAACAACAGAUUAUCCAACAGCACCGCCCGUUAUUCGUCUGUCUCGGUUGGGCCGUCCCAGGAAAUCGACGAAGCAGACGAAGUGGUCGCAGAAUUGUCAGACAUGGUGUCGCACGGACAAGUCGUCGGUUCCGCCAAGGAACAGCAGCCUAGUGGCUCUUCAAGAUCCGUUUCCCGUUUUCGUAGAUUCAGUUUGGCAUACCUUUCCGGAUCCGAACAUGACUAUGACGGAGGAAGCGAACAGUCGUCUAGGUCGCCAUUAAGGAGUUGGAAAUCUUGGUCAAAUAGGUCUUCUAUCGCAUCUUUUUCUUCUGCAAAUAAUAGGCACAGCAGGGCGAGGUACUCCGCUGCGUCUAUAUCUACUUCCCAGGGUUCGUCAUUAUCUUCAUCAUCUACUUCAGCUCUAGACCACCACACCCAUCCGGAAACAGGAGUUCACGUGGAAGAUAGACGACGUCCAUCACUAUCCGGCUCUUCAGUCGCAGAACUUCCUUGGAGACAAGUACCACCACAAACUUAUGCGCACCUGAUGUCGUCUCGAAGGAAUUCGGUGGCCACACCCACUGCUACCCACCAAUGGCAAUACUCCCAGACACUCACACAAACAUUUACUGCUACUAAAACCUCUUCUCCAAAUCUUACCGCAGCCACCUCUAGAUCUUCAGAUGGAUCAUCCAUCCAUUCUCUUGUCGAAAGGGUAUAUUCGGCACAGCCAACCCCAGCAACCGAAGGAGAAGACCCCUUCGUUGCAUUCUACAUGGCUACAAAACCCAAAACAAGCCCACUAGAAAUCCAAGCCGAAGAGAUUCGCGCUUAUGAGAAACAACAAAAGCAGGAAAAACUCUUGCAACGUAUCGCAAAUGGCAGCUUCUUUGAUUCAGAUGAUGAAAGUGAUGAUGAAGACGAGGGCGCUGGCAUUCUCGAUUCCGACGAAGAUCUCUUUGGCCAUUCCGCCGCCCAUGACUGGUGGAUGUCCGGGAUCGAAGAGGCUCCGGAAGAAGAUGAAGAAUGGGAAAUUCCCCGUGUACCAUCAUUAGAGUUUGAUACAAGGUCUCAACAACGGGAGAGUAGUAUAUCGACAGGGACAACACUCACCACUGAUGAUCUACACCCCUCGACACCGACUGCCGCAGAAAUCGCACACUAUCGAAAGAUCACAGAGCUAGCGAUGACAGAGCCUCCAGAGAAGAGGAGGAGGAGGAGAAGACGGACAGCAAGUUCGGAGUGCUUGAUAGUCGAAGCUGCAGAGGGUUUGAGAACAAUGUAUCUCGAAGAGCCUUCUGAUGACUGCGCAGUCGAAGAAGACGACGAUAUCAUGGGAACCAGGACACCACAAUCCGGAGAGCUUCCUCUGUCGCCAGUCAAACCCUUGUCACUAUUACCAGAGUCCGAAAGGGCUUCUAGACGUAUCUCGAUGUCUUAA
Messenger RNA from Orbilia oligospora ATCC 24927, 2556 nucleotides. RefSeq lists its product as uncharacterized. The record is from RefSeq and is a predicted model, not a curated record. The coding region runs from base 1 to 2556 and encodes 851 amino acids. NCBI's taxonomy places the organism in Eukaryota, Fungi, Ascomycota, Orbiliomycetes, Orbiliales, Orbiliaceae. The transcript has a single exon.